Molecule: messenger RNA, 4272 nt
Organism: Rotaria sp. Silwood1
Lineage: Eukaryota; Metazoa; Rotifera; Eurotatoria; Philodinida; Philodinidae
Source: the annotation of a GenBank genome assembly
AUGACUGGUCGAAUAAAAUUACCAUUUAAAAUAGGUGAAUCAAAAAAGAACAAUGAAUUUGAAAUUAAUGAAACAUCGAAGAAAGAAGAUUUUUCAUUGAGUGAAAUUGUACGUUAUGGUUUUCCUUAUCAACCAUCAGCACUUGCCUAUGAUUCUGUACAAAAACUUCUUGCAAUUGGAACAAAAAAUGGUGUUAUUAAAAUUUAUGGUGGUGCAUUUGUCGAAUGUUCAUUAUCACAUCCAACUGAAGUUGAAAUAGUGCAAUUGGUAUUUCGUAUAAAUGAGGGUGCAUUGAUAAGUGCAUGCCGAGAUAAUUAUAUUCAUUUGUGGAGUUUGCGUCAAAAGAAACCUGUUAUUGCCAAUUCACUUCGAUUUGUUAAGGAAAAAAUCAGUCGAUGUCUUCUUCCUCUUAAUUUUAAUUCCAAAUGGCUUUUUGUUGGUACUUAUGCUGGAAAUGUUUAUGUGGUCAAUCUUGAUACAUUUACACUUUCAUCAUAUAAAAUUAUGUGGAAUAAUGCCAUUGGCAUGGGUAAAAGUACACAUCCAGGUGUAGUUGUUGAUCUAUGUCAAAAUCCUGAUGAUCCAGCACGACUCUAUAUUGGCUUCAGUACACAUUUAUCCUCACCAAAUAAUGUUCCUAUGGGACAUGUUGUGUGUUGGAAUUUACAACAGAAAACAUCUGAAAAUGUUUAUACAUUACAACAAGGUUUAACAUCUAUUUCAUGGCAUUAUGAAGGUCGACAAUUUAUGUGUUCACAUUGUGACGGUUCAUUAUCAUUUUGGAAUUUACGAUCUAUUGAUAAACCUGUUAACAUUAAUUAUCCACAUCUUCGUAUUUCAAAAGAUGAAGCACAUCAAUUUGGUGAAAUAUCAAAAGUUGUUUGGAAUUAUGUUAAAAAUUCAAAUGAUGCAUAUAUUAUUUUUUCUGGUGGAAUGCCAGUUCAAAUUGAUUCACAACAAAUUCCAUCGACUAAUACUACUGUUAAUGUACCACUGUAUAAACCAUCAUCUGAUUUUUUGACUAUUCUUCGUGGUCAAACAAUUAAUGUGCUUAAUAUGGAUAGUGCUAUUAUUGAUUUUCAUGUUAUAACAGCAUCUCCACAUAUUACUGAUGCACCUGAUCCAUCAGCUAUUAUUGUUUUACUUGAAAAUAAUCUUGUUAUAGUUGAUCUUAAAAGUGAAAAUUAUCCUAUUUUUGAAAGUCUUCAUACAUUAGAUCUUCACGAACCACCUGUGACUUAUUGUGAUUAUAUGACAGACCCAAAUACGAUUCUUUAUCAAAAUCUGCUUCGAUUACAAACCAAACAAACACCAAAACGUCCUUACAGUCAACAGGAAAAUCCAGUAUCAGGUGGUAAAUCUGGUUCGACUAUAUUUGGAUACAACGAACUUAUUAUAACUGGUCAUGCAGAUGGUUCAAUUAAAUUUUGGGAUGCAUCUGGUUGUAAUCUUUCAUUUCUAUAUAAAUUAUGUACAAAUCGUUUAUUUAUUCGUACAUCAUUAACAAAUCCCUCAUCUUCGUCAUCAAAUAAAAAAGAUCUCAAUGCAAAUAUUAAAUUCGAUACAAGACUACCACGGGCAAAUAACAGUAUAGGUGAUGAAUCAAUUCAACAACAAAUAAAUACAAUGUAUUUAUCAGAUGAAUUAAAUGGUUAUGAAUAUCCAUUUGCAAUAUAUUCAAUAAAAGUUUGUUGUGAUGGAAAAUAUUUAAUAGCUGCUGCACUUGGUGGUCACGUUACAUUAUUUAAAUUUACUGGUUCUGAGUUAGAUAAAGCUGACGAAGGUUUAGGAGAUUUAUCAUGGAUAGAAAUUCCAAUUUUACAUGGAAAUUCAUCAAAUGAUCAUAACGAUUCAAAUACAAGUGGAAAUUUAUCAUCGACAACUGAUUUACAAUCACCGUUAUUAAAACCAAAUACAGAAAAAAAAGACUUUAAAAGUUUACUUCGAGCAAAAAUGGGUUCUCGUCGAAUGGCUGGUUAUCAACCUGAGCUUGUUUGUCUUUUAUCAUGGUUACCAAGUGAUAAAAUACCUGUUUUAAGUGAUAUUUCAAUUAAUUCAAAAUUUGGAUUGUUAAUACUUGGAUUAGAGAAUGGUCUUGUUGUUAUUGAUUAUUUAAGUAAAUCUAUUUUAAUGAAUAUGGCUACUGCUGACCUUUAUGGUACAAUGGAUCCAUUUCAACGAACAAUAAUGUCUCCAAAACGUCAUGGUACUUCAAAUGAUAUCAAUAAUGAUGAGCCAAUGUCUUCAGAUCAUCAACGAUCACUACUAAGUCAUCCAGCGACAGCUGAACCAAGAUUAUCAAAAAACCCUUUUAUAUUUUCUACUACUGGACCGAUGUCAAAUAAACUUCGUGCAAAAGCAUCAAUUCAAACUCCGACUCAAGAUACGCCCAGUGAAAACUUACAAAAAUCAUUAGUUCGUUCACGAUCAACCGAGUCAAUACAUGGUGAUGAUAAAAUAACAGGAUCACAUUUAACUGGCGGAAGAACUAGUGUUUCAGGUCCUCAUGAAGAAAAACCACUAAGUAUAACAACAUUAUCAAAAACAAUCCAUACACUUCGUAAACGUUUAUCACGUCCAGCACAUCAUAAUAAACAGGAAACUGUCACUAAUCGUAAAAGUUCAUAUCACAAUGAAAAAGAUAAUACUGUAAAAGGUGGUGGUGAUGAUAGUGGAUCAAGUAGUGCCGGUGAAGAAUUAAGUCCAUCAUCAUUUACAGACAUACCAACACCAAAUCCAAAUGUAGCACCAAUUACUCCUGCACCAGCAACAGCAUUGAAAGUACAUCGAUCAUAUCCAUUAGAAAAAACAUCCUCAAUAAUAACACCACCACCAUUAACUACAAUUGAGUCCCGUGAGACUGAUGAUGAUAGUAAAGCUAGUAAAGAAAAUACAAAUCUAUCAAAAACUUGGGCACCAUCAACAUUUACACGUGCUCAAUUACAUGGUACAUGUUCACUUGAAUACACUGAACAUAUGCGAGAUAAGUCUCAUAAACGAAAAGCACAUAUGAUCGAUUUGCGUAAAGAUGAUGUUUAUCAUCAUCAACAAUCAACCCCAAUAACACAUUCAAAUAAAUCAACGGCUAUUGAUCUUCCACGUUCAGCAAGUGUUUCAAGUCUGGAUAAGAUUAUUUUAAAUGAAAGUAUAUGUGCUAUACAAUUUUCCGAAUCAUUCACUUAUAAAAAUGAUUUUACUCUUUCACCAAGUGUUUGGCUUGGUACAAGUACAGGUUGUGUACUUGUUAUUAAUUUAAAUAUAAUUUAUGAGCCUCGAAAUAUAAGUGUUGUACCCAGUGGAAGUGUAUUUCGUUUGAAUGGUCGUUUAUUACAUAUUUCAUUUCUUGAUCAUAAGGGAGUUAUAAUACCACCUCCAAGUGAAAAAUGGGAUACAAAAAAAAUAAAAACUAAUCGACCAACAGAUAGUGCACAAGAUUUAAAUGCAUCAUCAAUAUUACCAACUAGUAAUUUAAUGUCUUCCCCAGUUACAAGCACUCCGUCAAAUAAUAAUAUACAAUAUGCUGUUUUUUGUUCAUCAAAACAAGCUCGAGUUGUUGCAUUACCAUCACAAACUUGUGUAUCAAAGCAAAAAAUUUAUGAUUCACAUAGUGCAUCCGCAUCAAAUGUAUUCCGAGCAACUGUUGUUAAAAUAGCAGGUUCUUCUUGUUUAACAUGUUAUUUAUCUGGUGGUCGUAUACAUGUGUAUAGUUUACCUAGUUUACGUGAAUUAUUUGUUACAAAUCUUGAUAUAGUUACUGAUUCAUUCAGGUCCUUGGUUGCAACAACAUGUACAUUUACUGAUCGAGGUCAUGCAUUUUUUAUGUGUUCACCAACAGAAAUUCAAAAACUCAGUAUUGCUUCAGAUGUUAAAGAACAAGUCAACGAAAUGAUUUGCGAAUUGUAUGAUCCAUCAGUAGCAAUGCCUGAAGCACCAAAACAAAACUUUUUUGCUAAAAUUUUUGCUUCAAAUUCAUUUAUCGAUUCAGAAGAAUUAUUUGGUGAAGCCGCUGGUACAGCAUCAUUUGGUAUUGUUAAAAAAGAAGAUGUUAAUGCUAAUAUGAAUCGAAUGCAUGGUAAUGUUGAUUCAGCUACUAGUGUUGUCAAUGAAACACGAAAUAAAUUAAUUGAACGUGGUCAAAAAUUAAGUGAAGUUGAAAUGGCAUCAAAGCAAUUGAGUGAAAGUGCUGAAGAAUUUGCUACUUUAUCACAUAAAAUUAUGUUAAAACAAAAAGAAAAAGCUGAAUGGUGGCCAUUUACAUCAAAGAAAUCGUGA